Salvelinus fontinalis (brook trout) is the source of this 4125-nucleotide messenger RNA. It is a transcript of the gene tyw3, whose product is annotated as tRNA-yW synthesizing protein 3 homolog (S. cerevisiae). The record is from RefSeq and is a predicted model, not a curated record. Lineage: Eukaryota; Metazoa; Chordata; Actinopteri; Salmoniformes; Salmonidae.
UAGAGUAGACAGAUUUUGGGCCCAGCUAUCCCUCUCGCUUUAUCUCUUCCUCUCUGAUUUGACUGAUCUGCAUUUGACUCUCUCGGCAACCGUAAAACGCUUUUUUCAUUUGAUAAACAUGACAUUUUAUUCAAAACAUUAGGCAAGCAUGCUCGCUUGCUAAACGCUGUAUAUUAUAGAUGAUACAGAGUAAUAUACUCUCAAAAUCUGUCUGUUAGCUAAAAUGAAAAAUGCAUUUAUCCAAUGGAAGAAACCAUGUCUAAACAACAUAACUUAGAUGUCAGCAAGAAGGGAGGACAUCUCACAUGUUGUUUCUGCCAUAAACAACUCAGCCUAUUAUUUCACCACCAGCUCCUGUUCUGGAAGGAAUCUUGUCAUAGAUGGGGUGUCAGACACUCCAGAUGUGCAGAAACUGUCCCUGGCUUUUCAUCACACCAAGAAAUGUCAUAUGGGCGAUUUGAUGUCUGAUUUGGAGAUGUCAUGUGAAGAUACUGUGUUGAAGUUAAGUUUUGUGCUUCAUGUCCAAUGCAGACAGCUUGAAGAUGCACAGCUUCUGCACUCUUUGGCAAUAAACUCUGGCUUUAGAAACUCUGGAUUGACUGUAGACAAGAAGGGCAAAAUCAUAACGGCAGUCCGAAGUACCCAUGGUCUGGAGGUUCCACUGAGCCACAAAGGACAGGUCCUGGUGAAGGAGGACUACAUCUACUUCCUGGUGGAAGUAGCCAAUCAGAAAAUGGAGGAAAAUGUCAAACAAAUUCAGAGGUUCUACGAGUGGCUACAGUCUGCUUUCCAACCAGCUGAACUUCAAAGCCCAAGUAGACAGGAGACGGAGGAGAAAUCUGUUUACAAGGAACGGAGGAAAAGAGGACAGACAGACGUUUAAACAGACACUCAGACAGACGCUUGCCAAGACAACAGAGACAUUAAUCCAGUUGAGCUUGAGGACUGCUUGGGCAGUGGGCUGGAUCUGUUCACAUAGACAAAUCAAAUCAAAUACAUUUGUAUUUGUCACGUGCUUCGUCAACAACGGGUGUAGACUCAACAGUGAAAUGCUUACUUACGGGCCCUUCCCAACAAUGCAGAGAGGGAGAGAAAUAAUAGAAAAGUAAUAAUUCAAGUAAUAAUAAAUACACAAUGAGUAAUGAUAUCUUGGCUAUAUACACUGGAUACCAGUCCCAAGUCGAUGUGCAGGGGUACGAGGUAAUUGAGGUAGAUAAGUACAUAUUCGGAAAGUAUUCAGACCCCUUGACUUUUUCCACAUUUUGUUACAUUACAGCCUUAUUCUAAAAUUGAUUAAAUUGUUUCCCCCCCCUCAUCAAUCUACACACAAUACCCAAUACUGACAAAGCAAAAACAUUUUUUAGAAAUGUUUGCAAAUGUAUUAAAAAUAAAAAACUGAAAUAUAACAUUUACAUACAGUACCAGUAAAAAGUUUGGAAACACCUACUCUUUCCAGAGUUUUCUUAUAUUUGUACUAUUUUCUACAUUGUAGAAUAGUAGUGAAGACAUCAAAAUGAUGAAAUAACACAUAUAGAAUCAUGUAGUAACCAACACCAUAGACAGAUGUGUGCCUUUUCAAAUCAUGUCCAAUCAAUUGAAUUUACCACAGGUGGACUCCAAUCACAUUGUAGAAACAUCUCAAGAAUGAUCAAUGGAAACAGGAUGCACCUGAGCUCAAUUUCGAGUCGCAUAGCAAAGGGCCAGAAUACUUAUGUAAAUAAGGUUUUUCUGUUUUUUAUUUUUUCUACAUUUGUAAAGUUUCAAAAAACUUGUUUUCUCUUAGUCAUUAUGGGGUAUUGUGUGUAGAUAGAUAAAGAAAAAUGUUUAAUUUAAUCUAUUUUAGAAUAAGGCUGUAACUAACGAAAUGCACUCAAUAUCUGCCAUUUCCAUUACAUACUGUAUGUCUCAGGGAUUAUUUUGCGACAUUGCUUUUGUUUAGUAAACCUACAGUACCAGUCAAAAGUGGAAUCAUGUAGUAACCAAAAAAGUGAUAAACGAAUCAAAAUAUAUUCUAAAUAUAAUAUAUACCCUUUGCAUUGAUGACAACUUUGUCAUCAGUUAGUCAAUUUCAAGAUCUGUCUUCAAGUGCAGUCGCAAAAAAAAGUGCUAUGAUGAAACUGGCUCUCAUGAGGACCGCAUCAGGAAAGGAAGACCUAGAGUUACCUCUGCUGCAGAGGAUACAUUCGUUAAGAGUUACCAGCCUCAGAUUGCAGCCCAAAUAAAUGCUUCACAGAGUUAAAGUAACAGACACAUUUCAACAUCAACUGUUCAGAGCAUACUGUGUGAAUCAGGCCUUCAUGGUUGAAUUGCUGCAAAGAAACCACUACUAAAGGACACCAAUAAUAAGAAGAGACUUGAAGGCCUGAAAUACGAGCAAUGGACAUUAAACCGGUGGAAAUCUGUCCAUUUGUCUGACGAGUCCAAAUGUUAGAUUUUUGGUUCCAACCACCGUGUCUUUGUGAGACGCAGAGUAGGUGAACGGAUGAUCUCUGCAUGUGUGGUUCCCACCGUGAAGCAUGGAGGAGGGGGUGUGAUUGUGUGGGGGUGCUUUACUGGUGACACUGUGAUUUAUUUAGAAUUCAAGGCACACUUAACCAGCAUGGCUACCACAGCAUUCUGCAGCGAUACACCAUCCCAUCUGGUUUGCGACUAUAAUUAGUUUUUCAACCAGACAAUGACCCAACACACCUCCAGGCUGUGUAAGGGUUAUUUGACCAAGAAGGAGAGUGAUGGAGUGCUGAAUUAGAUCACCUGGCCUCCACAAUCACCCAACCUCAACCCAAUUGAGAUGGUUUGGGAUGAGUUGGACUGCAGACUGAAGGAAAAGCAGCCAACAAGUUCUCAGCAUAUGUGGGAACUCUUUCAAGACUGUUGGGAAGGAAUUCCAGGUGAAGCUAGUUGAGAGAAUGCCAAGAGUGUGCAAAGCUGUCAUCAAGGCAAAGGGUGGCUACUUUGAAGAAUCUCAAAUAUAAAAUAUAUUUUGAUUUGUUUUACACUUUUUUGGUUACUACAUGAUUCUAUAUGUGUUAUUUUAUAUAUCUGAUGUCUUCACUAUUAUUCUACAAUGUAGAAAAUAGUAAAAAUAAAGAAAAGCCCUUGAAUGGGUAGGUGUGUCCAAACGUUUGACUGGUAUUGUAAGUAUUCAGACCCUUUACUCAGUACUUUGUUGAAUCACCUUUGGCUUCUCUGCAGAUCCUCCCAAGCUCUGUCAGGUUGGAUGGGGAGUGUCGCUGUACAGCUAUUUUCAGGUCUCUCCAGAGAUGUUUGAUCGGGUUCAAGUCUGGGCUCUGGCUGGGCCACUCAAUGACAUUCAGAGACUUGUCCCAAAGCCACUCCUGCGUUGUCUUGGCUGUGUGCUUAGGGUCGUUGUCCUGUUGGAAGUUGAGCCUUUGUCUCAGUCUGAGGUCCCGAGCGCUCUGGAGCAGGUUUUCAUCAAGGAUCUCUUGGUACUUUGCUCCGUUCACCUUUCCCUCGAUCCUGACUAGUCUCUCAGUCUCUGCCGCUGAAAGACAUAAAGUCAAAUACUUUCAGAAGGCACUAUACCUAGUAAUAAAGUGACAAGGCAACAGGAUAGAUAAUAAAUAGUAGCAGCAGUGUAUGUGAAGAGUCAAAAAAGUGUCUAUGCAGAUAGUCCGGGUAGCUAUUUAGCUAGCUUUUUAGCAGUCUUAUGGCUUGGUGAGUAGAAUCUGUUUAGUGUCCUGUUGGUUCCAGACUUGGUGCAUCAGUACUUUAGAACUUUUUGAGGGUCUGAGGGCCAAUGCCAAAUCUUUUCAGCCUCCAUACAGGGUUGUUCAGAGAUAAUCGUCGGUCCCCAUAAUCAUUAGGAAAACACUGGUCUUCUGGAAGACACCCUGUAAAGCUAGUCUAGACAGAGUAAAGAGUGGAGUGUAUUCAACUGUGGUGUUAUUAAUGGACUAAAGCAGAAGGAGGUUUAAAGAUCCAUCAACCACACAUUAUUGUAAAUAUAUUACAAGGUCAAUCAAACAUAGCCUUAAGACAAAGCAUGGCGUGCAUCCAUAUUUGUCCUUUAUGUAAAUAUACCGUAAAUCUAAUCUCACUAAAGACUCUACCUCCCUUUGUUUUUGAUGACUGGCGCCCGUGUAACAAUAAAACAAAGUGCACAUU